AUUGUAGCAAACGAGCUUCACCACAUUUUUGAGGGCUGGAUUCAGAGGCGAAUGGUCAGCGCAAAACCCACUGCACCAACCAGGUGCUGGUGAAUCAGGAAAAAGCACCAUCGUCAAACAAAUGAAAAUUAUCCAUCAAAAUGGUUAUUCAAAGGAAGAAUGUUUAGCCUUUAUAUCCAUCAUCAAUGGCAACAUUCUUCAGUCUAUCCUGGCUGUUGUCCGAGCUAUGUCCACUAUUGGAAUCGAUUACGGAGAUUCAGCAAAUGUGGAUUCUGGGAGACAGCUGUUUAAUCUUGCGGAUUCCAUUGAAGAGGGGACCAUGCCGAAGGAGCUGGCGGACAUUGUAAAGAAGUUGUGGAUUGACUCAGGAGUUCAGGCCUGCUUUGAAAGGGCAGCAGAGUAUCAGCUCAAUGACUCGGCCUCCUACUACUUGGAUAACCUGGACAGAAUCACAGCUUCUGGCUACAUUCCAAAUGAGCAAGAUGUCCUGAGGUCAAGAAUUAAGACCACAGGUAUCAUUGAAGAGCAAUUCUCUUGCCAGGAUCUGAACUUCAGAAUGUUUGACGUCGGUGGACAGAGGUCAGAACGGAAGAAGUGGAUCCACUGUUUUGAAGGAGUUACCUGCAUUAUUUUCUGUGGUGCCCUCAGUGCCUAUGACAUGGUGCUGGUUGAAGAUGAUGAAGUGAACCGUAUGCAUGAGAGUCUCCAUCUCUUCAACAGUAUUUGCAACCACAGGUACUUUGCAGCCACUUCCAUCGUGCUCUUUUUGAAUAAAAAGGAUCUUUUCGAGGAAAAAAUCAAAAAAGUUCAUCUAAGCAUCUGCUUCCCGGAUUAUGAUGGCCCCAACACAUAUGAUGAUGCUGGCAACUACAUCAAGGACCAAUUCCUAGACCUCAACAUUCGAAAAGAUAUUAAGGAAAUCUAUGCACACAUGACGUGCGCUACUGACACAAAAAACGUCAAAUUUGUAUUCGAUGCUGUGAAAGACAUCAUCAUUAAAGAAAAUCUUAAAGACUGUGGCCUUUUCUGAACAUCUGGGCUUCAGACUAUCAGGACCACCUGGCCAUAGUCUUUCCAGCUUUCUCCUGAGGUGUACACCAUUACCUUGGUCGAAUCUGCAUGACCAGCUUCCCCAAGCCAAUCUUGAACACAAGCAAGAUAAGCAGCAAAAUAAGACAUGGUAUAAUUUGUCAUGUAUUGCUUUCCAGGUCUCAAAUACUUCAUUAAUAAAAGCAGCACCAAAGAGAGGGGAGAUAUGUGUCUAAAUCAGUGACUAAUCUUUCAACGGUUCCAGGAUUUUGCGGAAAUCUGGUGUUGCUUUUACCACAAAAAAAAGUCACCCCAUUGUGUAUUUUUUAAAUAAAGCAGUUAAAGUUUUGUUAGACAAUGCAAGACAACCAAGAAACUACCCUCUAACAUUUUGAAAACAAAAAUAUUUGAUUUUAUGUAAUAGUAUGUAUUAGAUAACUUUAGUAUAUUUAUAUUUUAAUCAGCUUUUACUUUUCAUGGAUUUGAACUUAUUUGAACAGGGAAAUCACUGGUUUCACUCCUAUAGAUAGGGUUCACAAUUGUUGGAAACUAUCCAUACUUCUAAAAACAUUAUUCCUUAUCACCCUACUUUCCAUGUACACAUCUUUAUAUCUU
Carcharodon carcharias (great white shark) is the source of this 1644-nucleotide messenger RNA. Its product is annotated as guanine nucleotide-binding protein G(t) subunit alpha-2-like. The coding region runs from base 122 to 1030 and encodes 302 amino acids. NCBI's taxonomy places the organism in Eukaryota, Metazoa, Chordata, Chondrichthyes, Lamniformes, Lamnidae. Gene Ontology annotation, cellular component: photoreceptor outer segment; photoreceptor inner segment; heterotrimeric G-protein complex. Gene Ontology annotation, biological process: adenylate cyclase-modulating G protein-coupled receptor signaling pathway; detection of chemical stimulus involved in sensory perception of bitter taste. Gene Ontology annotation, molecular function: G-protein beta/gamma-subunit complex binding; GTP binding; G protein-coupled receptor binding. The transcript has 9 exons. The record is from RefSeq and is a predicted model, not a curated record.